This is a messenger RNA of Symbiodinium sp. CCMP2592, 560 nucleotides long. The record is from the annotation of a GenBank genome assembly. Lineage: Eukaryota; Dinophyceae; Suessiales; Symbiodiniaceae.
AUGAAGCAGUUGGAAAAAUGCGAGUCAUUCUUCUCCAGCAAGAUGGCUUCGUUCCUCAGCGAGCCAGGCCAAAAGUGCUUGGUCGAAGACGAGGAGAACUUGGACCCCCGUUCGGCCGAGAGAGCCAUGGUGAUGGAAAGCCAAGCAUUUUGGCAAGAGCAUGACCAACCAAAUCAGAAAGGUCAUGCAACGAACAAUGGCGAAGGACGCUCGAGUUGGGCGUUUGCGCCACAGUUCUUGCUCACGGGCUCUGCACAAGUGCCACCUGGAGGCUUAGCUGGAUUGGCUGGCACGUUCAGCGCGCCUGUGGGCACAGCAGGACAGCUGGCUGGUAGCCUGCAAGCGCCCGUGUCAGGUGCCCUGCAUGGCAGUUUGCGAGUUCCGCUGAGCUCUCCACACAUCUUGCUCUCCAGCCCGGGACCGGCAGUCCGAGAGAUCAACCCCGCAGCAGAUGCAGAGGAGGACAUGCGACAACGAAUCCAGAGUUCUGUCAGGCGGAUCGUCACGAGCGCGCAGGUCAAUGCCUCAAUCCAUCCAGAGUCUGUCAACAAAACCCUGAG